Alnus glutinosa is the source of this 1746-nucleotide messenger RNA. RefSeq names its product protein IQ-DOMAIN 21. Lineage: Eukaryota; Viridiplantae; Streptophyta; Magnoliopsida; Fagales; Betulaceae. The transcript has 5 exons. The record is from RefSeq and is a predicted model, not a curated record. Bases 211 to 1566 code for a protein of 451 amino acids. Gene Ontology annotation, molecular function: protein binding.
ACCUCCUCUGGCUCUCUCUCUCUCUCUCUGUCUAACUCUCUGUACUUUCUCUAUAUGAGCUUUACUUUCACGCUAAGAGUUUUCAUAACCCAAAGUUUCUUUGAGAUGUUGUGCAUGUAAAAUGAAAAGGAGAAGAUAUGAAAGCCAAAGCCAAGUGAUCCAAAAUCCCAUACUACUGACCUCAGAGUCCAAUCUAUUGGCCGGAGGGAGAUGGGGAAGAAAGGAAGCAGCUGGAUCUCGUCCGUGAAGAAAGUUUUCAAAAUAUCUCCCAAGGACUUGCCGGAGAAAAAGGAUGAUGUCGAGAAAUGGCAACACGAUGCUCCAGAGGUGGUGUCAUUUGAACAGUUUCCCACUGAAAGCUCAGUGGACAUCACAAAUGAUGAGAGCACUGGGUCGACUCCUGUGACAGAAGAUAGAAACCAUGCCAUUGCUGUUGCUGUGGCAACUGCUGCAGCGGCGGAGGCUGCUGUUGCCGCAGCACAAGCAGCGGCCAAAGUUGUUCGAUUGGCCGGUUAUGGACGCCACUCCAAGGAAGAAAGGGCUGCAACCCUCAUACAAUCACACUAUAGGGGCUACCUAGCUCGACGGGCUUUGCGAGCUUUGAAGGGCUUAGUGAGGCUGCAGGCACUGGUGAGGGGUCAUAACGUACGCAAGCAAGCACAAAUGACAAUGCGUUGCAUGCAAGCACUGGUGCGUGUACAGGCAAGAGUACGUGCACGCAGACUCCAAUUGGCCCAUGAGAAGCUUCAGAAGAAAAUGGAGGAAGAAGAGAUAAGAGGACUUGAGGAAGAACAUAAUCCCAAGAGCCCAAUGGGAAGGUAUGAAAUGGAAGCUUGGGAUAAUAGGCGUCAAAGUUCACAGAAAAUUAAGGAAACCGCUUCAAGAAAACAUGACGCCGUUAUGAAAAAGGAGAGAGCUCUUGCUUAUGCUUUUACCUACAAGCAACAACAGCAACAACUCUUUCAAUCGGAUCUCACCAACAACAAGCUUGGGCCACAUGCCAAUGAGCGCGAAAAGGCCCAAUGGGGAUGGAAUUGGCUUGAGCGGUGGAUGUCAUCGCAACCAUAUCAAGCCCGUCACACGGGACACCAAGAAGCCUCUUAUAUGACGCUUCCGACCACCACCACUACUACCACCACAGAUGAAAUGUCCGAGAAAACGGUAGAAAUGGACAUGAUGGCGCACUUGGGAAUCAAUCGGGACUCAAUCGACUCAGGCCCAUACUCAAUAAAGCAGCGACAGCCAAGCUCAAAUAAUGUCCCUAGUUACAUGGCCCCAACCCAGUCUGCAAAGGCCAAGGUGCGGGGUCAAGGCCCGGUCAAACAGCACGGUCCAUAUGUGCCUCAAUGGAACCCAUCAACAAGAAAAGGCUCUGUUGUCGAAUCGGGCUUUGACUCCUCGAGCUCUGGUGGCGGAACUAUAACCUAUCAGGCCCCAAGGAGCCCAAGCCCUAAAAAUAAUGGGACCCGCUCACAUGCUAAACGGUCCGCAGGCUAUAGCCCUAAUUCCAAUGGCGUGGAUGAUUGGCCUCUUGGAGGUCAUGCGUGGAGACAUGAUUUUGGUUAACCGUGUUGAAUAUUUAAUACCCAUAUAAUGUGGGAUAAGAACUUUGUUUUGUGAAUACCUUGUCAUUAAUUCUUACUUAUUUAUCCGAUUGAUGUCAUAAUAAAUAUUUCUCGAGCCUGAGUGAUAAUAUGUAUUUUCUAGUUCUGAGUUAAUAUGAAUGAAUGUGAAAGUCAUUUUGAA